This is a messenger RNA of Drosophila subobscura, 2213 nucleotides long. It is a transcript of the gene RIOK1, whose product is annotated as serine/threonine-protein kinase RIO1. The record is from RefSeq and is a predicted model, not a curated record. Gene Ontology annotation, biological process: maturation of SSU-rRNA. Gene Ontology annotation, molecular function: protein serine/threonine kinase activity; ATP binding. NCBI's taxonomy places the organism in Eukaryota, Metazoa, Arthropoda, Insecta, Diptera, Drosophilidae. Gene Ontology annotation, cellular component: preribosome, small subunit precursor; cytosol.
CAAAACCCAACACGUGCACGGAGUUGAACCACUUGGCGAAAUAGAAUUGAAAUUACACAUUUAUCGCAACGUUUUGUGCUUUAUAAAUAUACUGGUCUGAACGGUGGACGCCACUGCCCGAUAAUCGCCCACGAUGAGCGACGACACACACAAGUACAGCGACGCCGAGGAGGAUGAGGGGGAGCUGAAAAAUUCGGAGUGGGUGAAAGACUUCAAAUCUCUCACCGUGAAACCCGAGACGAAACUCAGCGAGGAGCGGCCAAAAGAAGGAGAAUUAGAUCUGGAUUACGACUAUGAUGAAGACGACGACGAAGACUACGAGCUGGGCGAUCAAUACGAUGCGUAUGAGGAGGCCUACAGUGGCUUCAGUAAGCUCAACACACAGCCGCAGCUCACAACAACUGGCUCAGCUGCUGGUGGAGGUGGAGCGGGAAGCGGCGGAGGCGCUGCGCCGCGUGUGAGCAGCUACCAGCCCAACGAAAAGCUGCUGCGGCGAUACUCUGCACGCAUCAAUGUGGAGAAAUAUGAUCCCACACCGAACAUGAGCGCACAGGCGGCCAACCGGCUGGUCAACUUCGACCGUCGCCAGGACACGGAGCGAGUGCGUGUGAGGGACAAGCACGAUCGAGCCACGGCAGAGCAGGUGAUGGACCCGCGCACACGCAUGAUACUCUUCAAGCUGCUCAAUCGCGGCCUGAUCCAAGAGAUAAACGGCUGCAUAUCGACGGGAAAGGAGGCGAAUGUCUACCAUGCCGUGUCCAAAGACGGCGCCGACGAGUAUGCCAUCAAAAUUUACAAGACCUCCAUCCUGGUGUUCAAGGACCGGGACAAGUACGUGUCCGGCGAGUUCCGGUUUAGGCACGGCUACUGCAAGCACAAUCCCCGCAAGAUGGUCCGCACGUGGGCCGAGAAGGAGAUGCGCAACUAUCUGCGAAUGCGAAACGCUGGCGUGCCCGUGCCAGAGCCGAUUCUGCUCCGAUCCCAUGUGCUGGUAAUGCGCUUCUGUGGCCGUGAUGGCUGGCCGGCGCCCAAGCUAAAGGACUUCGAGCUGAGUACGUCAAAGGCGCGCGAGCUGUACCGGGACUGUGUGGUGAUCAUGUGGCGGAUAUACAACCAGUGUCGCCUCGUCCACGCCGAUCUCUCAGAGUUCAAUAUUCUGAUGCAGGACGGACAGCUGGUGAUUAUCGAUGUCAGCCAGUCAGUGGAGCACGACCAUCCCCACGCGUUUGACUUUCUGCGCAAGGACUGCACCAACAUAUCGGAAUUCUUCCGCAAGAAGUCGGUGGCCACCAUGACCGUCAAGGAGCUGUUCGACUUCAUUACGGACCAAACGAUAACCGAGGAGAACAUGGAGCAGUGCUUGGAGAGCAUCUCGGAGCGCAUCAAGGACCGAGACUUUGAUGCCAUCACGGCACAGGAGAGGAUCGAUGAGGCCGUCUGGCAGAACACCUACAUUCCCAAGCGCUUGGACGAGGUGCGACACUUCGAGCGUGAUGUGGCCAAGGCAAAGCAGGGUGUGCAGCAGAAUCUAAUCUAUGGCAAAAUCACAGGCCUCACAUCCGACCUGGAUGUGCAGAAGCAGCCAGACGUGCUGCAGUCCACAGCCGAGCCAGAGGACGCGGGCAGCGACGAAGACCCAACAAGUGAGAGUGAUGGUGAAGGUGAUUCUCAGCAGGACAACGACGAUGGCUCCAAGUUCAAGAACUCCGCCCGUCCACGAGACGAAUCGCUGGAGAGCAAAAAGGCCCGCAAGAAGGCUGUGAAGGAUGCCAAAGCAGAGCAGCGAAAGGUCAAGGUGAAAAAGCACGUUAAGAAGCGCAAGGAGAAAAUUGGCACCAUGAAAAAAUAGUAAUGCCCCCGCAACCCUGAUUGGAACGAAGGAAACGCAUGCAACUGUCGUUGAAGCUACCGAUAGAUCGGUAGAUCUCCGUAGCGGAUGGAUCUAUGAUCUUACAUUUUUGUUGUAUGAAUGAAUCAUUGAUGUGAUGCCUCCAGUUAUAAAAAUGAACAUCGGAUCCCAGUCGGAUCCAUUAUAUUUUAUUUUAAAAUUCGAAUUUAAAUCACUUUUACCACAAAAAAUUGUAUAAACUGUGCAGGCGCCUUGGAGCUGCAUUCCAGCCACAAGGUGCAGGAGCAAGGUGAGGCUGUAAUCCUAACUGCUUAGAGCUAUGUACAUACAUCAACUUAUAUCUAAAAUUUGUCUUGUCAAGGGU